Messenger RNA from Aegilops tauschii subsp. strangulata, 930 nucleotides. The record is from RefSeq and is a predicted model, not a curated record. NCBI's taxonomy places the organism in Eukaryota, Viridiplantae, Streptophyta, Magnoliopsida, Poales, Poaceae.
AUGAACGCCGCCCCGUCACCGUCGCCGAAUCGCCUCCUCGUCCCCAUCCCCACCGGUCGCCAUCGCGCCUCGACGCCGCCCCGCUGUGGUCGCCGUCACCCCACCGCCCGGACCCCCUCGCCGGACUGCCUCCCCAUCGUCCAUCUCCCACCACCGCCGCCUGAGGCCCCGACGACGGCGCCGCUCUCCCCGUCGCCCCGCCUCGCUGGACGCCCCCGCCACCUCGACGCCGUGCCCCUGCCUCGGGUCGUCGUCCACCCGUCGCCUCGCCGGCGCCGCCCGACCCGCGCCACCUCGUCCGCAUCGCGCUCGCCCUCGUCGUUGAUCUGCCUCGCCGGACCACCCCGAGCCCGCUGCCCUCCCCAACCGGCCCCUUGUGAGCUGCGCCCCCUCAUCCCGCUCUCUGCCUCCCCAUGUCGUUCGUCGUGCACGCGGAUGCGCCGCGCACGACGCGGCCCUGCGCGCUGCUGCACGUCCACGGCCUCCCGCCGUGCUCACCCCCUGCCUUGGCCUCGCCCUGCACCACUCGGCCGCGCACGCCUCCCCUCGCCUCCGCUGCUCGCCCCCACGCACGUCGACGCGUCGCUGCCGCCCGGCCCGCACGCUGGCCGCACCGCGGUCGGCCUCUGCCGGGGCCGGCGUCNGUGCAUGCGGAUGCGCCGCGCACGACGCGGCCCUGCGCGCUGCUGCACGUCCACGGCCUCCCGCCGUGCUCACCCCCUGCCUUGGCCUCGCCCUGCACCACUCGGCCGCGCACGCCUCCCCUCGCCUCCGCUGCUCGCCCCCACGCACGUCGACGCAUCGCUGCCGCCCGGCCCGCACGCUGGCCGCACCGCGGUCGGCCUCUGCCGGGGCCGGCGUCGCCGCCCCCUGGUGGCCUCGGGCGCACACGGGCGCCCACGCCCGCACCCGUUUCGCCCGCUCCGUUAG